UCUCCUUUACUGUUGCCAGGACGCUGCACUCUUGGCCUUCCCUGCCACGCAGGUUUUGCCUUACCGCUGGUUUAGGGAAGAGGGUGUGUGUCAUGAUUGUUUUUCUCCCAGGCUGGCAUUCUGAGGCGGGCACUCUGACGAACUGAUAGGCCCAGAUCGGUGUUCCCCAGGGUGGGUAGAAGACCACAUUUCCCUCCUGUUUUCUGGGUAUUGUUGGACGCAACCUUAUCACCUGGAAAAAAUAUUUACCCAAAGACUGGCGCAUUGUGGAUUGAGGUGCUCCGGGUGAUCAGCAGCAGCUGAUGGAGGCAGGGAACAAGGAAGGAGUUGGCUGAAAGGAGGUGCUGCUUCUCCAGCCCUCGGACACCUGGCACCACCCAGGGUGUCCAGCCGGGGUCUGGAGGCAUUGGAUUAUCAACGUUGUUACGAAGAGAUUGAGAAAUAGUGGCACGUGACCGUGUUUGCCCUUCUAGUGUCAUCAGGGAGCUUUGUAAACAGAAAUCCAGGUGAAGUUGGUAGAAAUAAUAGAGGCACCACGGUGUGAAUGGGUUGAGUUGGAAGUCAUCCCCUGUGGAACGUUUCACCUUGGACUUGCUGGGAUCCAGCUGCUGACCUAAUGAGACUCCCCCCCCCCAACCCCCAAAGAAGACUAGGUAAAGAAGCUGCAGGGAAUUCUGAUGCUGGCUACUGGUUAAGAGCCAUUAUGAUACAAUUAUUUAUUUGCAAAGUGUUCUUUGAGCCUCACACAGGAAGUGAGAGUGAAACAGACCCAGGGCCCGGCCAGCACCUCAGAAAAGGGCCCUACGCCUUCGGGGUAUUUGGAUCUUACUUUGAGUAUAAAGUUGAAGUGAUAGGGAGCAGAUUUCUGCUGCUUCCUUGGAUUCCGAAAAGCUCCUUGGAAGGAAGGAAAGAACUGUUAGGCGUACUCAAGCCAGUUUAUUUUCUUCGGUAAACAUCUGGUACAGAUUGGAAGUGGGAGUGAAUAGAGAACUGACCUCCUGCUACUCAGAAUUCUGAUUGCACAAGUUGUGGUUAACCUGAGAGGUGCCCGUUGGCCUCUUGUUUCUCAGCCUAAGGGUAGUUCUGAGUAAGAUAUUUGACAUCACCUGGCAGGUAAAGGCUGGAGACAGGCUUUUUUCUGUGUGACUUUGGAGUUAAGUGGUACCUCCCCGUCUUCCACUAGUUGCCUGGGGCUGUGGUACUCCUGAUCAGGACUGCUUUUCUUUAAACUAAACAAAACAAAAAAACUAUUAAUAAUUAAGUCUCCCAUGUUGGCCACGGAUGCCGGGAAGUAGCUUAGCAACAUCACCUCUGGUCUAUCCUUCCCAUUCGAGGAGGAGAGAAACUUGAAGGCCUAAGGUCUGAAGGGUUAAAUUGGCAUGGUGUGGGUGCUGCCAAGACAGUCCUCUUGUAACCAGAGUAGGAAGGAUGAGGACCUUAUAUUUGUAAGUGUUUCGUAUUUUUAAAAGACGUAAACGUAGUUAUAUUUAAAGAAAUCCUUUAUGAAAUAACGCUGUAGGGGUGCGAAAGUUCAGCUCAAAGUUUGGCUGCAGCACCAGCUUGGCAUCAGCUACUGCUCAAAAGGCAAGGGGCCUGCUAAGCCGUCCAGAUGCUGCUUGAUGGUUUUGUGUGUGUCACCAAGUGCGUUGCUCUUAGAAUCCGCUUUUUUUUUUUUUCCCCUUCACCUAGAAAACGUCAGGCCUUAGACCUGCAGUAUGGCCGCCGUUGCCCUGCCCGACUCAUUUGGAAGUGGCCUUGUGUGCUCUUGUGUAGGCGGGAUGGUGCACGUGUGAUUUUGCCGAGUGUAAAGGCCUCCUGCUGUCUCCAGGACACCAUGAAUGCCAUUGUCGCUCUCUGUCACUUCUGUGAGCUCCACGGCCCCCGCACUCUCUUUUGCACAGAAGUUCUGCAUGCCCCGCUUCCUCAAGGGGCUGGGAAUGGGGACAGCCCCGGCCAGGGCGAACAGGCCGAGGAGGAGGAGGGUGGCAUUCAGAUGAGCAGUCGGAUCCGCGCUCACAGUCCAGCGGAAGGGGCCAGCGCAGAGUCCAGCAGCCCGGGGCCCAAAAAGUCGGACAUGUGCGAGGGCUGCCGGUCCCUUGCUGCCGGACAUCCCGGGUAUAUCAGCCAUGAUAAAGAGACCUCGAUUAAAUAUGUCAGUCACCAGCACCCCAACCACCCCCAGCUCUUCAGCAUUGUCCGCCAGGCCUGUGUGCGGAGCCUGAGCUGUGAGGUCUGCCCUGGCCGGGAAGGCCCUAUCUUCUUUGGGGACGAGCAGCAUGGUUUCGUGUUCAGCCACACUUUCUUCAUCAAAGACAGCCUGGCCAGGGGCUUCCAGCGCUGGUACAGCAUCAUCGCCAUCAUGAUGGACCGGAUUUACCUCAUCAACUCCUGGCCCUUCCUGCUUGGGAAGAUCCGAGGGAUCAUUGACGAACUGCAGGGCAAGGCGCUCAAGGUAUUUGAGACAGAGCAGUUUGGCUGCCCGCAGCGCGCCCAGAGGAUGAACACGGCCUUCACACCCUUCCUGCAUCAACGCAACGGCAAUGCGGCUCGUUCGUUGACGUCCUUGACAAGCGAUGACAACUUGUGGGCAUGCCUUCACACCUCCUUUGCUUGGCUCCUGAAGGCGUGUGGCAGCCGGCUGACUGAGAAGCUCCUGGAGGGCGCGCCCACUGAGGACACCUUGGUCCAGAUGGAGAAGCUUGCAGACUUGGAAGAAGAAUCCGAAAGCUGGGACAACUCCGAGGCUGAAGAGGAGGAGAAAGCCCCUGUCUUGCCAGAGGGUGCAGAGGGGCGGGAGCUGACCAAGUGCCCAACAGAUUCUUCCUUGCUCUCAGACUGUGGCAACUGGCAGCCCCGAAAGUUGUCUGUCUUUAAGUCCCUUCGGCACAUGAGGCAGGUCCUGGGUGCCCCGUCCUUUCGCAUGUUGGCCUGGCACGUUCUCAUGGGGAACCAAGUGAUCUGGAAAAGUAGAGACGCAGACCUUGUCCAGUCAGCUUUUGAAGUUCUUCGGACGAUGCUGCCAGUGGGCUGUGUCCGCAUCAUCCCUUACAGCAACCAGUAUGAGGAGGCCUACCGCUGCAACUUCCUGGGGCUCAGCCCACACGUGCAGAUCCCCUCCCACGUGCUGGCCUCAGAAUUUGCUGUCGUCGUGGAGGCCCAUUCAGCUCCUCGCUCCAGCCUCCACCCAGCCAGGUGCGAGGAUGACCAGUCCCUCAGCAAGUACGAGUUUGUUGUGACCAGCGGAAGUCCUGUAGCUGCGGACCGAGUUGGCCCCACCAUCCUGAAUAAGAUGGAAGCAGCUCUGACCAACCAGAAUCUGUCUGUGGGUGUGGUGGACCAGUGCCUCGUCUGCCUUAAGGAAGAGUGGAUGAACAAAGUGAAGGUCCUUUUCAAAUUCACCAAGGUGGACAGUCGGCCCAAAGAGGACACGCAAAAGCUCCUGAGUAUCCUCGGAGCAUCUGAAGAGGACAAUGUCAAGCUGCUCAAGUUCUGGAUGACGGGCCUGAGCAAAACCUACAAGUCCCACCUCAUGUCCACGGUCCGCAGCCCCACAGCCUCAGAGCCUCGUAAUUGACGCCACUUGUGGGAACGUGAGCCCGGGCUCGCCUUCACAGAAGUGAUGACCAUCCCCGCCGCUGAACUCAAGGAUGGCUCUCUGACGGCACUCUCACACCACUUUUGUUUCUGACCUGCCGGCACGGAGUUCUUUCCUCGCAAGCAGUGGAGACCCUCGGGGCUGAACCUUGCCCUCCGUGUGGGAUUUGGACCUGGUAUAGUUUUCGGCACCAUUCCACAAGCUGUUUGAAUUGCUCUAGCCCUAAAGAGGGCCGUGGGAGACGUGGGACAGUAGGUCCCCUGUGUUUGAGCACCCUGUGAGAGAAGACUGAGGAGGACAUGCACCUUAUGUCUCUCAAGGAUUUAGACUCAAAAUUUAUAGGAAAAACAUGUCAGGUCAGUCCCAACUUGGGUAUUUUGGCCACAAUAACAAACCUCUCAAGGUUCAUGUUUGAACCUUUCUAUUCUGAUACUCAUACUUUUCCAGGUUUUAUAUAUGUUUAUAUAUGUUGUAUGUUUUGCUACGGUUGUGAAUUUUCAGGACAUGUGCUGAUCCUUAGUCAUCGUUAGUAAUCUGGUUUUGAGCUCUGGGAAUGGCUUUUGGGGUGGAAUAGAUGUUUCCUCAAUUUUGGGCCCUUUGGGAUUCAUGUUCUGGAACCAUGUGACUACAAAGUCUUCUGGCCAUGCUCUCCUAUGAUUGCUUUGACAUUUCCCUGUAGCUUGAGGACAGGCCCCUGACCUUUUUUUUACACAAAGAUGAUACUUUGCUGAAAUGUCAGAUGGAGCCAUUUGACUUGCCUAACUCACUGGAUGUGGAGUUGAGAAACCCACCAUGGUUUUAUUCCAUGUCACUUUGCCCUUUAUUGCUUCUUUAAACAUUUAGAUUUGGCUACAGGUAACAGUUUUCAGAGUAUGGUGAUUUAAGACAGUUUCAUCAUCCCAGCAUGCACUUUUAAUAAGGAUUCAUGGCUUGGAGGGAUUUUUCCAGCAGAUUUGCUGAUUUGUUUAUACUUUUUUUUGGUGUGUUUGCUUAAUUUAUAUUUAACAUGGAAACUAAGUUUAUAUGACUAGGUGUCUAUCAUGCAGGAACAUUGAAACACAAUAAAGAUGUAUUUUUAUAAAC
Molecule: messenger RNA, 4678 nt
Organism: Callorhinus ursinus (northern fur seal)
Lineage: Eukaryota; Metazoa; Chordata; Mammalia; Carnivora; Otariidae
Gene: FLCN
Product: folliculin
Biological process (GO): positive regulation of transforming growth factor beta receptor signaling pathway; positive regulation of TORC1 signaling; negative regulation of transcription by RNA polymerase II
Cellular component (GO): cytosol
Molecular function (GO): GTPase activator activity
Source: RefSeq, a predicted model, not a curated record